AUGUCGUAUGUUACUGGUAUUGACAAGCGCGUGACAGAAACAGAAAUCGCAACCUCGUAUAUCGGGGAUAAGUUCGAAGAAAAUAAUAAUGCUUUGAUCGAAGCAAAAAAGCAGAUUAAAACACUUAAACAGUCUUGUUCAUCCUUUGAAGAAAAACUCAAAACAAUGUCCGACAACAAAGCAAACACUGAGAAAAAGUUACUUGAUCUUGAAAUGAAAUCAAUGAAGGACAACCUUGUGUUCUAUGGUAUACCGGAAGUACCGGCUGAUAGACCGGAAGACUGCCAAAAGAUCGUUCAAGACAUUAUCCAUAAACAUCUAGAAAUCACGGAGGACCUCUUUAUCGAUAAUGCAUACCGCCCUUUUCGUCGAAACGCGUCCCGGGAACCUCGCCCUAUAAUAGCUACGUUUCACUAUAACAGGCAACGUGAGCUAGUGCGUAAAACAUCUUUUGAGAAGAAUACUUCCCUGAAGGAAGCUAACAUUGGCAUAGGGGCUCAACUCCCGAAAGAGGUUCGAGAUGCACGCAAACCCUUGUAUAGCGUAAUGCGACAGGCAAAAAAUGCUGGGAAAAACGUUAAAUUUAUCGGUAAGGAGCUUUUUAUCAAUGGACGACUGUACACUUCAGCGACCCAUGAGCACAUGGACUCUAUUUAG
Messenger RNA from Ruditapes philippinarum (Manila clam), 657 nucleotides. RefSeq lists its product as uncharacterized. Lineage: Eukaryota; Metazoa; Mollusca; Bivalvia; Venerida; Veneridae. The coding region runs from base 1 to 657 and encodes 218 amino acids. The record is from RefSeq and is a predicted model, not a curated record. The transcript has a single exon.